Molecule: messenger RNA, 456 nt
Organism: Aspergillus bombycis
Lineage: Eukaryota; Fungi; Ascomycota; Eurotiomycetes; Eurotiales; Aspergillaceae
Product: 40S ribosomal protein uS15
Exons: 4
Coding region: 1-456 (151 amino acids)
Biological process (GO): translation
Cellular component (GO): cytosolic small ribosomal subunit; ribosome; nucleolus
Molecular function (GO): structural constituent of ribosome; small ribosomal subunit rRNA binding
Source: RefSeq, a predicted model, not a curated record
AUGGGUCGUCUUCACUCCAAGGGAAAGGGCAUUUCGUCCUCUGCUCUGCCUUACUCUCGCUCUGCUCCCUCCUGGCUCAAGACCACCCCUGAGCAGGUUGUCGACCAGAUCUGCAAGCUCGCCAAGAAGGGUGCUACCCCCUCCCAGAUUGGUGUUGUCCUCCGUGACUCCCACGGUGUUGCCCAGGUCAAGCACGUCACCGGUAACAAGAUCCUCCGUAUCUUGAAGUCCAGCGGCCUCGCCCCCGAGCUCCCCGAGGAUCUGUACCACCUCAUCAAGAAGGCUGUUGCCGUCCGCAAGCACCUUGAGCGCAACCGCAAGGACAAGGACUCCAAGUUCCGUCUCAUUCUCAUCGAGUCCCGUAUCCACCGUCUGUCUCGUUACUACAAGUCCGUCGGUGUCCUGCCCCCCACCUGGCGUUACGAGUCCGCUACCGCCUCCACCCUCGUUGCUUAA